AUGAUGGCUGCGGAUGCUGCGGAUGCUCUCUGCAGCAUCCUCCUCCUCCUGCUGCAUCCGCGCCGACUCUCCAUCCUCCUCCUCACCGCCACCCUCUCCUCUCUGCCAGGUCCCGCGGCGCCGCUGCUCGGUGUCCGGCCAGAGGACACCCAGAGCGGGGAGCUGUCCGUGCAGGACGGGGUGAUAAGAGCCACCGAGGGCACUCGUUUCAUGCUUAGGGUUUACUACUCCGCAUCUGCAGCCGCGGUGCAUCCCAACAUCACCGGCAGACCUGACACCGCUGCUGCCGCCCCGUGGAUUGCGUUCAUAGAGGAGGCAGGUGGGGAUGGCGCGGCUGCGGAGAGGCUGCUCCGGUUCAAAGGAAACCCGUGUGAAGAGGAGGCUGCCCGGAGCUCUGAUAUCGAGCUGCUGGGUUCUUUCAGGUCCACCUCAAGUCACAACUCCGUGUUGGUGGAGCUGCUCGCCAAAGACCUGCGCAGGGGCGAGCGGAUCAAAUACUACUCCAUGUGCGCGUUCGAUGGAGUGAAAUGGGAGCAUUUCAGCACCAAAGACUUUUGGCUGGCAGUGGUCGAGAGACCUCCAGAGGCGGAUGCUUGGCUACAGGCAGGUGUCUCCGUGCUCCUACUGGCGCUGUCUGCGCUCUGCAGCGGGCUGAACAUCAGCAUGCUCGCUCUGGACCCCGUGGAGCUGCGGGUCCUGCAGAACAGUGGCACAGAGAAAGAGCAGAAAUACGCACAGAAAAUAGAGUCGGUGCGUAAACAUGGCAACUACAUCCUCUGCACCGUGGUGCUGGGCAACGUGCUGACAAACACGUGCUUUGUGGUGUGGAUGUGCCAGAUUCUAGGGAUGACUGCUCUCUCAACUGCCUUCUGCACUUUGGGGAUAUUCUUUAUUGGCGAGAUUUUGCCUCACUCCGUGGCGUCCAGACACAGCCUCGCCAUCGCCUCCAAGACCCUCUGCGCCACCCGCCUGCUGAUGCUGGUGUUUUUCCCCAUCGCCUACCCAGUGUCAAAGAUUCUCGACAUCAUGUUGCACCAAGAAAUCAGCAACUUCUACACCAGAGAGAAGUUGGUGGCCAUGCUGCGCGUCACUGAUCCAUACCACGACCUGGUCAAAGAGGAGCUCAACAUCAUCCAGGGGGCUCUGGAGCUGAGGACCAAGACCGUGGAGGACGUGCUGACCCCGCUGUCAGACUGCUACAUGCUCUCCUCGGACGCCGUGCUAGAUUUCUGCACCAUGUCCGACGUGAUGCAGAGUGGCUUCACCCGGAUCCCGGUCUAUGAGAACGAGCGUUCCAACAUCGUGGACAUCCUGUUCGUGAAGGACUUGGCCUUCGUGGACCCCGACGACUGCACCCCACUGAAAACGAUCACCCAGUUUUACAAGCACCCCAUGCACUGCGUGUUCAACGACACCAAACUAGAUGUGAUGCUGGAGGAAUUUAAAAGAGGUAAAUCACACCUGGCUGUGGUGCAGAGGGUGAACAGCGAGGGCGUGGGAGACCCCUUCUACGAAAUGAUGGGCAUCGUCACUCUGGAGGACGUCAUCGAAGAGAUCAUCAAGUCUGAGAUCGUGGAUGAGACAGACCUGUACACUGAUAAUCGCACUAAAAGGCGAGUGUCCCACCAUGAGAGGAAACAACAAGAUUUUUCUAUCUUCAAACAGGGAGAGAAUGAGCUGAAGGUGAAGGUUUCACCCCAGCUGCUGCUUGCAACACACCGCUUCUUGGCUACAGAAGUGGAGCCCUUUAGGCCGUGUCACCUGUCAGAGAAGAUCCUGCUGCGUCUCAUCAGGCAUCCCAGUGUUGUGCAGGAGCUGAAGUUCAACCCCAAGAACAAACACUCCUCUCAGCACUACCUCUUCCAGAGGAACAAACCUGUCGACUACUUUGUCCUCAUCCUGCAGGGACGUGUGGAGGUAGAGAUCGGCAAGGAGGCGCUCCGCUUUGAAAACGGAGCAUUUUCCUAUUAUGGGAUGCCAGCACUCAUCCCAUUAAUGCCUAUUGGUCGCAGGUACAGUUCCCGCAGCAGUGGCCUGAACCAAUCAGAUUCCUUACUGAGUGGGGGCAGCAUGGGUCAACUCACCGCAGGAGGAGGCAUCUACUUACCAGACUACACAGUUCGACAGCUCACAGACCUGCAGAUCAUCAAGAUCACCAGGAACCACUACCAGAACGCCCUCAUGGCCACCAGGAUGGACGGCUCCCCUCAGACGCCGCCGGACACAGUGGAUCCUGACGCUAAAGGGAGAGCAGUGGUCCCAGAAGCUCGCUCACACAGCAUCGCCCUCCCGCUCACGCAUACACACACUCGGCUGGGGCUGGCACGCCUCGCACAUCUGCAUCCCUACGGCGGCCUUCGCAGCACCUCCCAGCUUAAUCAAAGAAAUCGAAUUGUUCGCAGUAAAUCUGACGGACAGCGGAGUCCUAAUGACACCGUGUUCCUCCGCAUGGAUGAGAUUCCCUACAUCCACGAGGACAGACCGGAGAAUUAUGGGGAAAAUGAUGUGCCUACAGAGUUCCAGCCGUCCACCUCUCCCCUCAUCAGCUCCGCGUCUCUGUCCAGCUCUGAAGAAAACAUUGGAAAGAAGCUCCUGCGGAAACUGAGUAACAAGAGGAGGAAAAAGUCUCGGGACGGAGAAAAUAGUUUGGAGGAAGGCUCCGAGAAAGCACUAGUGACAAGCUAGCACAGUGGCA
Molecule: messenger RNA, 2695 nt
Organism: Solea solea (common sole)
Lineage: Eukaryota; Metazoa; Chordata; Actinopteri; Pleuronectiformes; Soleidae
Product: metal transporter CNNM1
Exons: 10
Coding region: 1-2685 (894 amino acids)
Biological process (GO): magnesium ion homeostasis; transport
Cellular component (GO): plasma membrane
Molecular function (GO): transmembrane transporter activity
Source: RefSeq, a predicted model, not a curated record